Molecule: messenger RNA, 1623 nt
Organism: Penicillium antarcticum
Lineage: Eukaryota; Fungi; Ascomycota; Eurotiomycetes; Eurotiales; Aspergillaceae
Exons: 2
Coding region: 1-1623 (540 amino acids)
Source: RefSeq, a predicted model, not a curated record
AUGAACGUCUUUCGAACAACCACCAUAUUGGCUGCACUGUCCAGUCUGCUACCGGGCACCAUCGCAACCAAAGAACAUCAUACGUCGGCUUGUUCUGCAGCAACAUUCAAGUCACUCUCUUUGGACAACAUCAAGCUCAAGUCUUUCAAUGUCACUGCUCACCACGAACUUUCAACCAGCGGUCGAAAUGCCACCGGGGGUGUGGGUGUUGUUCCCGACCUUCCCAACGUUGAGACUCCUACCGUGGACAUCUGUCUUAUCUCUUUGACCUACACGCACCCGGGACAAGACGACACCGUAAACACGUACAUUGGUCUUCCUCUCGAUACAAGCGAGUGGAACUCACGAUUUUUGAUGCAUGGCGGAGGAGCAUACUAUGCUGGCGGGCCAAGCAGCGUUCUAACUCCGGUGUUAUUAGGCUAUGCAUCCUCUUCUACGGAUGGAGGGCAUGGACCUGCCACAUCCAUUGCAGACUGGGGCCUGACGAGUCAUGGAAAGACCAACUGGCCGGCCCUUCGUGACUUCUCAAGUGUUGCUAUUUCCGAAGCUGCGGUGCUCGGAAAAAUGGCGACAAAAUUAUACUAUGGCUCCAAGGCGAAAUAUUCCUAUUGGCAUGGCUGCUCAACCGGUGGUCGUCAAGGACACGCAAUGGCCCAAGAGCAUCCCGAUUUAUUCGACGGUAUUGUUGCUGGAGCUUCAGCGAUCAAUUGGGAUAAGUUCGCUGCAGCAGGCAUUUGGGGACCAGUUAUUGCUCAACUUCUUGAUUCGAAGCCACCAUUGUGUGUCGUUGAAGCGUUCACGCAGGCCGCUAUUGCAGAGUGCGAUGGGCUUGACGGUGUCACCGACGGUAUCAUUGCUUAUCCAGGUCAAUGCCACUUUGAAGCAUCUUCCCUCGUCGGACAAAAAGUGAACUGCAGUGACCCAAAUGGGGCUGUUACGAUUGCCAAGGAGAUGGCUGAAUUAAUCUCUGCAGUUUGGGAUGGUCCACGUUCAAAAGAUGGUCGGUCUCUUUGGUAUGGAUUUGACCACGAUUCUAGCCUCGGAGCGAUGAUCGGAACAAGUUGCAGCUCCAUCGAAAACUGUACUGUAAUUCCAUUCAGCGUCUCAGAAGACUGGGUCAACUCAUUCGUUGUCCGCAACCCCUCGUUCGACGUUGAAAACCUCACCCACAAUGGAUAUGACUUGAUUUUCCGUCAGUCGGUCAAUCAGUACGCCUCCGUGAUUGGCACUUCGAACCCAGAUCUCUCCAAGAUGAAGAAGUCUGGAACAAAAAUGCUUGCCUGGCACGGCAUGGCCGACCAACUGGUUCCCACUAAUGGAUCAGUCGAUUACUAUGAGCGCGUGGCAGAUCUCAAUGCCAACGUUGCGGAUUAUUACCGCCUCUUCCUUGCACCGGGGGUGACCCAUUGUGGAUUUGGAGCCGGGUUCGACCCUUCUGAAACAGUCUUUGACACGAUGAGGGCUUGGGUUGAGAAUGGAACGGUGCCGGAUCGGUUGAAAGGCUUGGCCGUUGCUGUUGGGAACACUUCAGCCACUCGUACGGGGUACCUGUGUCCCUAUCCCCAAGUAUUUACCUACACCGGUGGGGAUGUAAAUGCUGCAUCAUCGUUCACCUGUGUUUGA